UGACAUUUUGUUAAGCCGUACUAAUUUAGGAUUAAGUCAUGAAUAUGAGGGUUAAUAAAAAUCUCUGUGCAAAAUAAGUUUUGCUUCUUAGCUUUUCAACAUUUCUAUUGCAUUCAUUAUAAAUUGGAGGCUUUGUUUUUUCCUUUAUCUGGUGGGAGAAUGGGAGCAACUGCGAGAGAAUGAGAGACAUACAGUAGAUAGAGAGAGAGAGAGAGACAUUCUAAGAGGCUUUUCUGGUUCAAUCCCUCUGUAACUGUCACAAGCAGUCAGUCAGUCAGUCACCUGUAGAUGAUGUUACUGAAAGCACUGUAGGCAGCAAAGUUCCUACUGUUUCUCAAUGAAUAGUUAAAACAGUUUACCAACUCAAGAUUAAAAAGCUCCCGCAGCAGCCAGAACAGACAUUUUAAAGAUGUUGAUCUGGUAAAUUCUAUUAAUUAAAACCUCAUAAUAUAAGAAAGUAUUUAUAGAACUCUGUUGUUGUACUACCAUGAUAAAUAAUAGUGCCACGGUAUACAAGCCACUCCUAAAUUUAAGUGUGACAAACUAAUUAGACAGCAUUACGUCUUUAAAAGUUAUUCUCUGUCUCAUGUCUCAAAGACAGGAAGUUUGUACGUAUUCUGGGGUUUGACCUUGUCUCAUUCAGCUCUGUCUACACACACACACGAACACAGAACGUCACAACAUGGUAAUCUCCUGUGAGGAAAGUGUUUUCAAGUGUCAUCUUGACCCAUCUUCUCUUCCUCAGUACUACUACCUACACUCCACCCAACACCCAUCUCACCCCACCCCAUUCUGCAUUAAUGCUCCCAAUCCUCUUUGUGGGAGAGUGACGUCUGCUACUGUCAGAAACAGAGUUAAGCUCAGCAGGCAUCAGGAGAAUAGAGUAGAGAGAAGCUCCCAGCCGUAGGGAUAACCAAGCAAGUUCUGGACCUCCAGGGGGACGAAUCUCUGCUGCCUAAGCAAGGCUUGACUCUCUUUCCCAGGGGCUGCUUGUUCCUUUAGCUGGGGAGCGUACAGGAGAUCUAAAUUUUCUGUGCCACGAUAGCGACCUUCAUCAACAGGUGGGCAAAAAAAACUAUCCACUGUCCGAGGGCCUUAAUGGCCUCCAUGGAUAAGUAAUAACUAACCGGAAUACAAACUCAGCCUUGGACAAUUUGUUUAGGAUCUUUUGUUGCUGUUUCUUCUAUUUCCUACAGGUUUGUCAUCUGCAAGUCUUGAGCGGCAUGAUAGCUUACUCCCAUAUCAGGUGUGUCUGAAAGGUGUUUGUGUGAACAUGCACUCAAAGCAUUGACUGCGUUAGAGUGUGUCUCCCGGGGUUUGCUGAGGCCACUGUUUACUUGCAGCGUGAAGGCGUGAUUCUAUUUGUGUGUAUGAAACAAGUCAAAAGUGCUUAAAGAGUGUGUGAUAGGUGGUUAGGCACCGUGGAGGUCAGAGCCCUGGAUUUCAUAGAGAUGGAAGGUCAUGCUUAUGACCGCUUUGGAGAUGGAGAAAGGGACAGCUACCUCAUUGACUACCGAAGGAUUGUUGGAGACAUGGAACCAGCACGGCCACGGCCCUCAAACAGAGAUGGGGAGCAACCUCACCCGUAUGGGGGAUAUGCCCACCCUGUGCUACAUGGACAUGGAUAUGAGACAGCAGCCCAGCGAUACAGCGCUACACGUAUUCAAGCUGGGUAUGAACCAGAGAGCAUGGCUGACUACUUGAUCAGCGGGGGUACGGGUUACGUUCCUGAGGAUGGACUCACAGCACAACAACUUUUUGCUAUCGGCGACGGACUUACAUACAAUGACUUCUUGAUCCUCCCCGGUUUCAUAGAUUUCACUUCUGAUGAGGUGGAUCUAACUUCAGCACUGACACGAAAGAUUACCCUGAAGACGCCUCUCAUUUCAUCUCCUAUGGAUACAGUCACGGAGUCAUCCAUGGCCAUCGCCAUGGCACUGAUGGGAGGGAUUGGAAUAAUUCAUCAUAACUCCACUGCUGAGUUCCAGGCCAAUGAGGUGCGCAAAGUGAAGAAAUUUGAGCAGGGCUUUAUUACAGAUCCAGUGGUAAUGAGUCCCCGUCACACAGUAGGCGAUGUGUUCGAGGCCAAGCUACGCCAUGGUUUCUCUGGGAUCCCGAUUACAGAGACUGGCAAGAUGGGCAGCAAGCUGGUCGGCAUAGUUACCUCCAGGGAUAUCGAUUUUCUUUCUGAGAAGGACCAUGACCAACCCCUUGAAGAAGCAAUGACAAAAAGAGAAGAUCUAGUUGUUGCACCAGCUGGAGUCACACUAAAAGAAGCUAACGAUAUACUGCAACGUAGCAAAAAAGGUAAGCUCCCCAUAGUUAAUGACAACGACGAGCUCGUCGCCAUUAUCGCUAGGACUGACUUGAAGAAGAACAGGGAUUAUCCUCUGGCUUCCAAGGACUCUCGUAAACAGCUGCUGUGUGGAGCCGCCAUCGGUACCAGGGAGGACGACAAAUACAGACUGGACCUCCUCGUGCAGGCUGGAGUCGAUGUUGUUGUCCUGGACUCUUCUCAAGGAAACUCAGUCUAUCAGAUUAACAUGAUAAACUACAUCAAGCAUAAAUAUCCCGAACUACAAGUGGUUGGAGGAAAUGUGGUGACAGCUGCUCAGGCCAAAAACCUCAUAGAUGCCGGUGUGGAUGCCCUGAGGGUGGGAAUGGGAUGCGGCUCUAUCUGUAUCACACAGGAAGUAAUGGCGUGUGGACGGCCCCAAGGUACAUCAGUGUACAAGGUCGCGGAGUAUGCCAGACGUUUUGGAGUGCCGGUAAUCGCUGAUGGAGGCAUUCAAACUGUUGGACAUGUGGUAAAAGCUCUUGCCCUGGGAGCAUCUACAGUGAUGAUGGGGUCAUUGCUGGCGGCAACUACUGAAGCUCCAGGAGAAUAUUUCUUUUCCGAUGGUGUACGCCUGAAAAAGUACAGAGGAAUGGGCUCCUUAGAUGCCAUGGAGAAAAAUAACAGCCAGAAACGCUACUUUAGUGAGGGAGAUAAGGUAAAGGUGGCUCAAGGUGUUUCGGGGUCAGUACAAGACAAAGGCUCCAUUCAAAAGUUUGUUCCUUACCUCAUUGCUGGCAUCCAACAUGGCUGUCAGGACAUAGGAGCCAAAAGUUUGUCCAUUUUACGGUCAAUGAUGUAUUCUGGAGAACUGAAGUUUGAGAAGAGGACCAUGUCGGCUCAGAUGGAAGGUGGCGUCCACGGGCUUCACUCUUAUGAGAAGCGGCUUUAAUGAAACGGGUGGAAGAGGAAACACCCGAUCGGGACCCAACGUCCCGACCCCAGCAGCUAUGAGCAGAUGCACCGGGCGCAUGUGAUCAGAAUGCAAUGCAUGAAGCUCCUGUGACUUCUACACUCUAAAGUUUAAACAAAGCUAUUCUUUGACCUUCUGUUCACUGGUGUCCCAGCUCUGACCCCCAAAACAACUCUCUUUAAGUUCAAAGAGCCUAAAAGGAUAGAGCCAAAGAAUAGAGUUUUAGAGGAUGGUCACAAACUCUUAAUCUGUUGUUCUCCCUCUCAGGUCAAGGUGUAGAGGGAAUCCUGUACUUACCUAUUCUGUUGUUCCCUUUCAACAAGAAAAAGUAUGGAACAAACUUGUCAUGAUAUAUCGGCUUGAUAGAGAAGAGUACAGCCAUAUAUUUCCUUGUUCAUUUACUACAUUUACUAUUUUUUUUGCAGGAAAUCAAGUAAAAGCGCACAGAGCUAUAAUCACAUACUUUUAGUUCUCUUUCUCUCUUAUAUAUAACAAUAACAAGCGAAGUGUACUAAUAAACACAGAAAAGUAAAAUUCUCAGAAUGUUUUUAGUGCACAGGUUUGUCCCUCAAGUCAUUUCUCUGCUCCGUCACGGUGAGCUCUGUGCUGCUCUGUCAUAGAAGGGACAAGAAAAGCAUCAGCCUUAAUUUAUAAACGAGCACUCCAAAUAGGGAUUGACAUCAAAAAGCAAUUUACACUCUCACCUGGAACUUCACUCUUAUUUUAAUGUUAUUGCUUGAUUUAAAGGAGAGU
Molecule: messenger RNA, 4001 nt
Organism: Oreochromis aureus
Lineage: Eukaryota; Metazoa; Chordata; Actinopteri; Cichliformes; Cichlidae
Gene: impdh1a
Product: IMP (inosine 5'-monophosphate) dehydrogenase 1a
Exons: 15
Coding region: 1452-3227 (591 amino acids)
Biological process (GO): GTP biosynthetic process
Cellular component (GO): cytoplasm
Molecular function (GO): IMP dehydrogenase activity
Source: RefSeq, a predicted model, not a curated record